AGGAUCAGACUUGUGUAAAUCAUUGAGCAGCCUGUUUUUGCACAGUUCCUUCUGUGUAUUAUAGUGUCUCAGUCUCCAGUUUCUUCUUCUGUUUGGCAGUUCAUGGUAAUGAGAAUAAAAUGCACGUAAUAACCAGAAGCUGUGUCCUAUUGUUCUGGAUGCAGACGCUGACCUUCGUCAAAAGUCUAGAGCAUCUCCCAGAUUGUACACUUCAAGAUUUUCUAAAUGGGCCCUUGUUUGAUUCCAAUUUCAACACAACUGGUCUGGAGGCCCGUUACGUCGCCGGGAAACAAAUAAGAGUGAGCUGCCGUACUGGUUACAGUGGUUUUUUCCAACUGCUCUGUAUCGAGGGUGAAUGGCAGUCGAGAGGCACGAUAUGUAAACCCCAACAGUGCCCAGUGAUCCACGUGAGGGACAACGUGCAGGUGAUCGGGGACCCGGAGGAAGCCAACGUUGGCAACGUUGUUCAAUUCAGCUGCAAGUCCAGGUCGCAGGUCCUGAUUGGAUUACAAGAGCUCAACUGUGAUGAAAAGGGAGAGUGGAGCGGAGAAGCUCCAAUCUGUGAAAUGAUAAGUUGUCCGGUACCUGAGAUUGAAAAUUGCAGAGCGUCUGAAGACGACCAAGAUUACAAGGAACAUGACACCCUGCGUUUCCAGUGCAAUCCAGGAUUCAAGCCCAGUGACGACAGACCCUCAAGAUGCACAAAACUCGGGUUAAGAGCCGGGUGGAGCCCCGCUCCUGAAUGUGAACCGAUAACUUGCAAACUGCAACUGCCGUCACUCUAUGGAACCGAGUAUGACCCUUCUUACAAAAGCGUGUUUUCACCUGGGGACACAGUCACAGUGACGUGUGGACAGAGCCACUGGAUUUCUGACCACCUGCAAGCAUCAGCAGUGGUCUCAUGCAAAGAGGAUGGACAGUGGUCUCUCAGACCCGUUUGCCAAGAGGUUACAUGCAGCAAUCGACGAGAUCCACUUGUUCAUUCGUGGGACGUCUACUGGGGACAACAGAAGAAAUUGGGGGAUGAAGUUAGAUAUGGAUGCAAAUCAGGCUACAAGAGCACGGGUGGUGCCACCAUGGCCAGGUGCACCAGAGAGGGCUGGAAACCAGAUCCACUGUGUCAAGCUCCUCUGGAUUGUCAGCUACCACCGCCUCUUGAAAACGGAGACACCAAAAACUCUGUGAAGUCCAUCUACACACACAAUGAAAGGGUUGAAUACCUCUGUCAGGCUUACCACAUCAUGCAGGGAGGACCCUUCGAAACGUGCAACCACGGUGAAUGGACCGGAGAGAUCAGAUGCCUCAAACCCUGCACUGUGGACGAAGAAGCUAUGAGGACACAUAACAUUGCGUUCAGGUACAGCCGAAAGGAUAAAAUUUAUUUAGCCCACGAUGAUUCGAUCCAGUUCUCCUGCACCAGAGGAAGAACUGUCGGCUCCGUGGGGUUGCGUCAAACGUGCGUGGACGGCGUGCUGCAUCUGCCCUCGUGCCGAUGAAUGAUAAACACUGAGGGGUCGUGAAUCAGUCCGGUCAUAACUACUGGAACUGAUGUACGUCAACGUGCUGUGUGUCAUUUUAAUAUAAGCUGUUCUGCCUCAAAAUGACAAUAAAGUGUGUUGUAGUAUUCCA
This is a messenger RNA of Limanda limanda (common dab), 1629 nucleotides long. Its product is annotated as coagulation factor XIII B chain-like. The transcript has 8 exons. The record is from RefSeq and is a predicted model, not a curated record. Bases 120 to 1496 code for a protein of 458 amino acids. NCBI's taxonomy places the organism in Eukaryota, Metazoa, Chordata, Actinopteri, Pleuronectiformes, Pleuronectidae.